GAGCCGCAUGACGGCUUGGGUAUGUAAGACAUUGCCAUAUUGGGAUUUUCUACCGAACGCCCGUCGCCACAAGCGACCGGUUUUCGUGAGACCGUCACGAGUUGACAUUGCUUGUUGACACCCACCAUCCAGGGCUCGUCGUCAUUGCCGGCACACGGAAGCUUCUCUUCUUUACAGCAACUCUGCGCAUCUGCUUUACCCCCUUAUGAACAAGCUCAUCCGCCUCAUUUUCCGUGGCUACGGGCGCGUCGAAAACACAGGUUCCACCGCGCGGGAUCAUCUAGCAAACGAGCGAACAUAUCUCGCAUGGACGCGCACUUCUCUUGGCCUCAUUGCACUCGGCAUCGGCGUAGAGCGCUUCGAGAGAUUACGGGCGGACCUCAAGACGCAAAUCGCACCGGCGUCCCCAGACAUCCAAGCAGAACACGAGCGCCAGGUCGGGCAUGGGCAACAGCUAGCUGGGACGCUCCUUACAACCGGCGUGGCGACGCUUAAAGGGGUAUUCCGCCCUAAUGUGCACGGCGUUGCGCUCGUAGUUGUUGGCUGCGCAUGCGUCACUACUGCCGUCGUGAGGAGUGAGCUGCGCCAAGCUCAGCACUUAUCUACAUAGGUUUUGCAGGGAAAUGUAGCUCUCAAAAUCGAUGUGUUGAAUCACAUUGUUAGACGAACCAUUGACGGUUUGCGCUCGCGCAUAGACAUGAUCGAUACGGUCAAAGACAGGCACGCCGCGUAGUGAGGCAGGGGCCCGCCACUGCCUAGCUCAAGAUUCCGUGACAACAUCGUAUAGACAGGGCGCAAUCACAUGAAGGAGU
This is a messenger RNA of Fomitopsis serialis, 812 nucleotides long. RefSeq lists its product as uncharacterized. The coding region runs from base 206 to 610 and encodes 134 amino acids. NCBI's taxonomy places the organism in Eukaryota, Fungi, Basidiomycota, Agaricomycetes, Polyporales, Fomitopsidaceae. The transcript has 4 exons. The record is from RefSeq and is a predicted model, not a curated record.